UCCGUCUCUCUCUCUAAAAUGGCGCUUUUCUCCAUUUUGUCUCUCCUCUUCCUCUCUCUCCUCCGCCCUUCAACAUCCAUCGGCGUGAACUACGGUACUCUCGCAGACAACCUCCCUCCAGCUACACAGGUCGCGAGCUUCCUGAAACAACACACCUUCAUCGAUGCCAUCAAGAUCUUCAAUGCCGAUCACGCCAUCAUCGGCGCCUUCGCUAACACCAACAUCGCCGUUACCGUUACAGUUCCUAACGGAGAAAUCCCUGCUCUUUCCAAAAUACGAAGGGCCCGAGCAUGGGUCGCCGCCAACAUCGUCCCUUUCUUUCCCGCCACGAAGAUCACCUGCAUCGCCGUUGGCAAUGAGAUCAUCUACUCCGGCGAUAAGAACCUCAUCGUCAACCUCCUCCCCGCAAUGAAAAACAUCCACCAUGCCCUCAAACGAGCUGGAAUCACCACCAUCAAGGUCUCGACGCCCAACACACUCGGCUUCCUCGCCGCCUCGGAUCCCCCGUCUACGGGUCGCUUCAAAGACGCCUACGAGCGCGUGAUCUUAUCGCCGAUGCUUGCGUUCCUCCGCGAGACGAAAUCCCCAUUCAUGAUAAAUCCCUACCCCUAUUUCGCAUUCUACGACAAAACUCUAAAUUACGCCAUCUUCAAACCCAAUCCUGGGAAGUUUGACGCUGCCACGGGUAUCAAAUACACUAGCAUGUUUGACGCGAUGCUUGACGCCGUCUAUACGGCGAUGAAACGGAUCGGGUACGGAGACGUCGAGAUCGUCGUGGCCGAGACCGGGUGGCCCUCGAUCGGGGACCCGAACCAGAUGGGUGUGAGUGUGGAGAACGCAGCUUCUUAUAAUGGGAAUUUGAUACGGCACGUGACUUCGGGGAAAGGAACGCCGUUAAUGCCGGGACGGAAGUUCGAGACGUACGUCUUCUCGCUGUUUAAUGAGAAUCUGAAGCCGGGUUCGACUGCUGAGAGGAAUUUUGGGCUUUUCAAACCGGAUCUGACUCCGGUUUAUGAUGUUGGGAUCAUGCGCGGGCAGUCCGGCGGUCCAGCACCGACCCCUACGACCCCGUCGGGUUCGGCGCACAAGUGGUGCGUAGCGAAACAGGGAAUAAGCGCGCAAUCCCUGCAAUCCAACAUCGACUACGUAUGUAGCUCAGGCAUAGAUUGCAAGCCCAUCCAGGCUGGUGGGCCAUGCUUCCUUCCUAACACGAUCCAGGCCCAUGCUUCCUACGUGAUGAACGCUUACUAUCAAUCCAAGGGUCGGAACAACUUCAACUGCGAUUUCUCUAAUACCGGAGUCAUCACCACGUCCAACCCAAGUUCGGGUUCUUGUAAAUAUAGCUUUUGAAAAGAUAUUUGAAGGUUAAUACCUGCAAAGGGCUCUCAUGGUCUUAUAUUUACCUUUUUGCCCCUCUAAGUUAUAUUUCAUUGUAAAAUGUUUGAUGAGUUGGGUUACUUUGAGAUUCACAAAUUCCACACGACAUGCUGGCACACGUGCUUACAUGGAACACGUGUGUGAGAUCAGAGGUUCCCAACAGUUUGGAGUGAGUACUUGGAUCCUCUCCCUACCUAAAGAUCAAGCAGUUUCAUUCCUCAGGUGGGCCACAAUGGAGUGAGUUGUUGCCUAAAACAAUUUAUCCUAGCCAUCCAAUUGUUUUGCAUGAUGUGGCCUUCCUGAGUUGCUGAACGGCAUGAUUCGUAGGUUGAAAGACCUAAAUGGUGUUGCCCACCUGAUGGAAAGAUCUGAUUAAGCACACAUGCGAUGUGUUGGCACGUGUGCUUGCGUGUGGGUAGGCAGGGCUCUAGGAAGCUUGUGGAAGUAGCCCACUCAUCUUGUUAUUUGAUAUUUUAUGUAAAUUGUAACGAUUCUAUUUCUUUAAGGGAGAGCUUUGUAAAGACCAUAAUUUCAAAAAUUGAAUUUAAAGACUCUACUCGUUUGAGUUGAUUCGACUAGA
Magnolia sinica is the source of this 1957-nucleotide messenger RNA. Its product is annotated as glucan endo-1,3-beta-glucosidase-like. Gene Ontology annotation, molecular function: hydrolase activity, hydrolyzing O-glycosyl compounds. Gene Ontology annotation, biological process: carbohydrate metabolic process. The transcript has 4 exons. Gene Ontology annotation, cellular component: plasma membrane. Lineage: Eukaryota; Viridiplantae; Streptophyta; Magnoliopsida; Magnoliales; Magnoliaceae. The coding region runs from base 19 to 1350 and encodes 443 amino acids. The record is from RefSeq and is a predicted model, not a curated record.